UGCGGAAGUUGGUGUGAUCAUACGCAACGCAGUCCCACUUCAAGAAGUGCCUCCUCAACGGAAGGUGUGAUGUUCUUUCGGUGACUUUUCAAAAUUUCUGCUGGUGUUUAGUGCUGAGAGAUUUAAUAUUUAAUUAAAACACCUACCCUGUGGUCACAGUUUUAUAGUUAUUGCUUCGCUAAUGCACCUUACCCACGAGGAAACUACGCAUGCUCAUCCAAAGUACCCUACAAGUGUUCGUGUUGUUGAAGUUGGUCCACGAGACGGUCUACAGAAUGAACCACAAAUUGUUCCAACUGAAGUGAAAAUAGAGUUCAUCAACCGUUUAUCAAGUGCUGGAUUUAAAACAAUAGAGGUUACAAGUUUUGUAUCACCAAAAUGGGUUCCUCAAAUGGCAGAUCACAAGGAAGUUUUAAAGGGCAUAAAGAAAUGGGAAAAUGUAAGCUACCCUGUACUUGUCCCAAAUCUCAAGGGACUUAAUGCUGCUAUUGAAGCUGGAGCUAAGGAGGUAGCAGUUUUUGGUGCAGCUUCUGAGACAUUUAGCAAGAAAAACAUCAACUGUUCUAUCAGUGAAAGUCAACAGCGGUUCAAGGAAGUAAUAACUGAAGCUUUAAACAAUGGCAUUAAAGUAAGAGGCUACGUCUCCUGUGUAUGCGGCUGCCCAUAUGAGGGAAAAAUUCAGCCUGAAGCCGUUGCGAAGAUGGCUGCUGCUCUUUACGAAUAUGGGUGUUAUGAAAUUUCGCUUGGCGAUACUAUUGGUGUUGGCACUCCAGGUUCCAUGAGAACGAUGCUGGAAGAAGUGAUGAAACAUGUACCUGUCAAAAGUUUAGCAGUCCAUUGUCAUGACACAUAUGGACAGGCAUUAGCCAAUGUCCUCACUUCUUUAGAGUGUGGUGUAACAGUUGUGGACUCAUCAGCGUCUGGGCUAGGUGGCUGUCCAUAUGCCAAAGGUGCAUCAGGGAAUGUUGCCACUGAAGACCUUGUCUACAUGCUACAUGGAAUGGGCAUUGAAACAGGAAUUGACAUGGAAAAGCUUCUUGAAGCUAGUGAAUUUAUUGCAAAUAGUCUUAAAAGGCCAACUGGUUCUAAAGUGUGUCAAGCUCUUAGCAAGUUAUGAUAUAUUAACAAAAAGCAUCUUGGCUGUAUUUGUAUCUGUGAUCAUACCUCAUUAUAAUAACUCAAAACAAAUUCAGUACUUGUGAGUGUAAUAUAUUCUAUUUUGAGGCGCUACUUUAGUCCUGAGCAACAUAUUUUGAAACUGUUAAGCAAAACUACCUACGAAAUAGCAAUACCUGUUAGUAACUCAGCUGUGUGAAUAGUAGAUGUCUGCCUGCUGCACACUCAACCUUUCAGUUUUUGAAAAGUAAUUAUUUCUCAUCAUUGUAGUUUGUUAAAAAAAAAAGUAAUUCCAAAUUAGAUUUGUGGAUUUCCCAUUGUAAGAGAAGUAAUAUUUUAUAUUUAUGGGGGCAAAGACUGAUAUUUUGCAACCAUUAUAUUUCUGUGUUAUCUGGUACAUGAUUUGCUCAUCAUUAAUCUGCACCUAUAGUUGGGGCUACUAACGCAUGCUGGGGUGGUGCCACUUGUCUCAGUGCCUCUCCUUCAGUCAUCAUCAUCAUACAAACAUGACAGUUGACAGCCAUUACAGUCACCUACUCUCAGCAGAUAACAAAAGACACAACCCUCAUUCACGGAGAGAAGAGACUAUUGUGUGUGGAAGAAGGAAACCCUUUACAGUUAGGCAUCUGAAUCUACCCCUGAGGAACUCCCAGCCAACAAAGCCAAACACUUUCUUUUUGCUUUAAACUGAUACAAACAAAAGUUCAUUAACUUAGAAAGUAAGCUACUAUAAGAAUUACUGGAUUACUAAUGGCCCAGUGAUAAAGUGCCAGAUUUAUGAUCCAAAUGUCUUGGGUUGUCUUCUUGGUCAGUUCUAAGGUUUUUGUCUGUUACUUAUAAAUUUUUUCAUCUCCAGCAACGUUUGUUAAUGUUGAAAAUGCAAAGUUGUGCACUAUUACUUUACCACUGAGGUAUGCGACAAAUUUGUUAAGAUACAGCAUUCAAAAAAUCAUCCAGUUAGCCGGAUUUCAGUUUUCCUUGACUUCCGUAAAUCACUUAAGGCAAAUAUCAGGGUGAUUCCUUUCAAAGUACAUGGCAGAGUUACCUAUGCUUGUCCUAUCUGCGCAUGCGCUGCCUUUAAUAGCCUUGUCAUCAAUGAGGUACUAAAUUUUGAUCCAACAAAUAGUCUCUUACACUAGUGUUAAUGACUUCGACCAGCAGUUGUCCUGUGAUGAUGCUGCUUCCUUAGUUAUCACAAGUAAAUAUCAAAAUAGUCUUAAUAAUUCAUCAAUAUUUAAUGCAAUUUACUGAUUUAUAACUUGGUUUUUGCUGGCAGCAUUGCUAUAGUGUAUUGAACUACUGACACACACAUCACACUUCAUUUCCUGUUGUUCCUGGGAUUAUGUUAUGUUAAUGUUACAUAUUUUUUUACUGAUUUCUGUAGGGAAUCAUAUUCAUAUGUGCUGAGAUCAGAGUAAUUACUGUGUUCUGAAAUAAUUUACUUGUUAAUGAUUGUAUGGAAUUUAAAUGCUGACACUUCUUUCAUAUUUCCAUCUCUGUUCCUCAGUCUGGCUUCAGAAAUGUGUCCAUUUCAGUAAUACAGAGAAAGCAUUCCAUUUACUGUGUAAGUUUCUACUUUCAGGUAAAAGCAGAUUUUGAAAAACAAUUUAUCAGUGAAAAUAUAAAUUUGAGUUGUUUGAUAGGAUCUUCAAAGAAAAAGUCCCCAGAGUUAAACUUUAUCAGGUUGAAGGAUGUCAGCCAACAUACACACUGCCAGCUUUUAAAUUCGGAAUUUACUUUUAUUUGCUGAGGAGGAAGAAACAGAGCUAAUAGGCCGUCAACUUCAUCAGCUUAUACCAAUGCAUCUCAGACCCUUGUGUGUGGGGGAAUUAUAGAUUGAAUUUCUUGCAAAUAGUUUUGCACAAAACAGGGUAUAUAAGGGCAUAAUACUGUUUGCACAGCACAUAAAUUAUAUAAAAGAGCUGCAGGAAAUGAAUUCUAUUUUGGUUGCAAAGGACACUGAUAGUCACUGUCGAACCGCCUGUCAGGGCUUUCUAAGCAUUUGAAAUCACUCUAGUAUUCAAAAACGGAAUAAUAACUGGAAGAUAUAUUUCCUAAUAUCGUAGUGGAUCCAUUGAAGCCUACUUCAGUGUUUCUAAAAGUGAUUGUUUAAUGAAUUGCAUUUUGUAUUGACAUAUUUGUUUCUUCAUUUAUGUUAGUCUGUUAUGUAUACUGCUGUUAGAAUGAGAUUGUUAUUGACUUAAUGUUAUUUACAUUCCAAAAUGAUUUGUGCUCUUUUUUAAUAUUUUGUGUCUACAUAAACUCAACUAUUGAGGUAACAAUUGUUGGCUUUCAUAAUUUCUCUUGUAACCUUUUAUUUAUUUUUGUUGUGUGCUGUGUACACAGUGAAACUUAAUAAUGUGAAUCUGAGAGCAAGAAGUGCAAGAAAAAAUUGAGAGACUUCAAAAGAGAGACUGGCUGUAGAAGACUUGGAAAAAUUUUUGUACUAUACUAACACUACACGUCUGUUCAUCCUACUUCCUCACAAUUGUCCAAAAUGAAGCAUGUCACUAUUUGUAUUUUUCUGCCUCUUAACAGUGUAUAUUACGUAUUACAAGCACUACACAAAUUAAAUCAUCUAGGUUGCAUAUCAGAAUGUGUGUUUGCAGGUAUUAGUACUGUCUGUGUUCUAUUAGAAAUUAAACAAUGGAAAAUUCA
This is a messenger RNA of Schistocerca cancellata (South American locust), 3774 nucleotides long. Its product is annotated as hydroxymethylglutaryl-CoA lyase, mitochondrial. Gene Ontology annotation, biological process: ketone body biosynthetic process; L-leucine catabolic process. The transcript is spliced from 5 exons. The record is from RefSeq and is a predicted model, not a curated record. Gene Ontology annotation, molecular function: hydroxymethylglutaryl-CoA lyase activity. Lineage: Eukaryota; Metazoa; Arthropoda; Insecta; Orthoptera; Acrididae. Bases 182 to 1117 code for a protein of 311 amino acids.